Mugil cephalus (flathead mullet) is the source of this 2589-nucleotide messenger RNA. RefSeq names its product ADP-ribosylation factor 2a (gene arf2a). The transcript is spliced from 5 exons. The coding region runs from base 137 to 679 and encodes 180 amino acids. Gene Ontology annotation, cellular component: plasma membrane; cytoplasm. The record is from RefSeq and is a predicted model, not a curated record. Gene Ontology annotation, molecular function: GTP binding; GTPase activity. NCBI's taxonomy places the organism in Eukaryota, Metazoa, Chordata, Actinopteri, Mugiliformes, Mugilidae. Gene Ontology annotation, biological process: intracellular protein transport; vesicle-mediated transport.
AUACGUAGAAGAACAAACGAAGGAAGAUGACGAAGAAGAAGAAGAAGAAGAAGACGUCGAAGCCGGAAAACGCCAUUUUGUUGUUGGACUGGACCAGCGAAGAAGGACCGAGAAGCGCUAGUAAAGGUGAGUCAUCAUGGGGAAUUUUGCGAGCCUGUUUAAAGGGUUAUUUGGCAAGAAAGAGAUGAGGAUCCUGAUGGUCGGACUGGACGCUGCUGGAAAGACCACCAUCCUGUAUAAGCUCAAACUGGGAGAAAUUGUCACUACGAUCCCUACCAUCGGUUUUAACGUGGAGACGGUAGAAUUCAAGAACAUCAGCUUCACAGUGUGGGACGUCGGCGGUCAGGACAAGAUCAGGCCGCUCUGGAGGCACUACUUCCAAAACACGCAAGGCCUCAUCUUUGUAGUGGACAGCAAUGACAGGGAGCGCGUGGGCGAGGCCAAGGAGGAGCUGAUGCGGAUGCUGGCUGAGGAUGAGCUGAGGGACGCCGUGCUGCUUGUGUUCGCUAACAAACAGGACCUGCCCAACGCCAUGAAUGCAGCCGAGAUCACGGACAAGCUGACCCUGCACUCCCUGCGUCACCGCAACUGGUACAUCCAAGCCACCUGUGCCACCAGCGGGGACGGCCUCUACGAGGGUCUGGACUGGCUCUCGAGCCAGCUAAAAAACGCAAAAUGAUCCACCGCUCCCAACUCCCCCCCCUCCCUCCCCGUCUGCAGUGUCCUGGGAGUCCGCACCGGCCCCGGUCUCUCUCUUUUCUCCAUUUCCUCUAAAGCGUCAGACCGGAGGCCGGUGCUCCCCUGCAUCUGUGUACUGUAUGGAUGUGUUGGAGUGAAUGAGUGUUUUGGGAUGAACGAAUGCAUGCGUGUGUGUGUGUGUGUGAGAGCUAAGUGGGAGCAGCCCUGCUGUGCCUUGAACGCGGUUAGCUCUCAAGUCACCUCAUUCCCCCAGUGUCAGCACAUCCAAAGGCGCUGGUUUCUGCAAAGCAAAGAACAAGAUGUUGAGUGCUGUGUGUCAUCCGUCAAGAAUGUUUUGUAAGGAGAAAAGAACCAAAAGGUAACAUAAUAAUUCAGUUUUUACAUCUGCUAGUAACAUUAAGGCCUUUUUUUUUUUUUUUUUGAUAACUGCUUAUUCAUCUUGCGAACACAUGCAAUAUACCACAAUGUAACUUUGUCAUUAUUGGUCAAAUAAAAUGUGACAUCUGACAUCCUGGAGCAGUUCACAUUCUUUAAAAAAUGUUUGACUUUAGGGGCAUCUUAAAAAUAAUAUUAAAUCCUGUUAAUGGGUCAUAUUCAGCUUCAGUUACUGAGGGGAUUAUUUUUAUUUUUUAUUUUUUUUAAAUGAGUUCUGAAAUGUGUCACUUAUGGCUCAUUAUGUCUUGUUUUUCCACCCUGUCGAUUAAAUGACUCAUUCUGUCCGAGUCUAGAAAAGGCAAUAAAUGUUUCAGCACAUGUUUACAUGAUGAUGGUGGUGUGUGUGUGUGUGUAGCGGAUGGCGGAUGUGUGUAUCCUCUGUGUUUGAGCUACACCCAGCCCCAUUAGAACAACCCUGCCCUUUUUAGAGUUGCUCCCACUCUGGCUUUUUUUUAAAUUUUAUUUACUGGUAGGCUUAUUUUACUUUUGUAUGUAGUUGUUUGGUUAGGGUCUAUUUUAUUUUUGUUGUAUUUUAAUAUUGGUAUUGUUGAUCCAUGCCGUGAGCUGAAUGUUCCCGGGACCAAUUGUUUUGCCGAGAAAGGGCUCAUUGUGUUCAGUUUCGGAUUCAGACACACGCGCGUACACAACGUUGGCCGCAUUGCCGCCGCCGCCGCCGCCGCUUGAGACAGUACGUUUGCAUCAGAAGUUAUCGGUCAGCUCUGUAAAUGCUUCCUCAGUGCUUCGGGCUUUAUGGUGUUUUCCGUGCGUGUAGCUGCAACGCGUCCCCCCUCGCUGUUAUUGAGAUCAAAUUAUACCAUUUGCACAGCGCAGCAGUUUUAUCUUCCCAGCCACAGCCGAGAACCCGCACACAAUAAACUCAUUGUUCUUCACCAGCAGACGGCAGAAAUGUACAAGUAAGAAUGUCGCGCCGGCUCGGGCAGAAUUGGUUCCUCUCAGAUGCGUCGAUCCCCAAAGGCUCCUGUGAUUAAUAGGGAAACUGUCUUGAGCGGUGCACGCCCCUUACUUACCGAGAGACUGGUCACAUAAUUACACUGACCUCAAAAAGGGACACUCAUGUUCCCUUUUUAUCUUCUGCAACUGGACGUUUAUAUAUAGUUUUUGUUGUUUUUUUUUUUGUUGUUUUUUUUAAGCUGUGUAACUGAUUAGUCUUCAUCCUUAUGGUAAUUCUUAUGUAUCUGAUCGGUAGAGACGCAAUCUGGUAAACGACAAGAGAUCCAAAUGUAUAUUCAACCCUGUAAGUGUGUUUAAAACUUCAUCCACUUAGUCUUUUGUUCAGAUGUGAAGCUUUAAUUUUGGUUUCCGUACAAAUGACGUGGCGUGUGCAUAUGUGUGAUUACCCUUUACGCUUUUUUUUUGUUUGUUUUUUUUUAGGCUCAUCUUCUAACAUCUGAUAAAUGCACUAUAAUAAUAAAGAGAUCUCUAUUGUACAUCUUC